UUGUGGGAUGUGGGAUGUGGGAUGGAGAGAGACUUUGGACAAGGGCAUGGAGUGACAGGACAAAGGGGAAUGGCAAUGGCUUCAAGCUGACAGAGGGCAGGGUUAGAUUACAUAUUAGGAACACAUUUUUCCCUUAAGGGUGGUGAGGCCCUGGCACAGGUUGCCCAGAGAUGCUGUGGCUGCCCCAUCCCUGGAAGUGUCCAAGGCCAGGUUGAAGCAAAUUUGAAUAGUAGAAGGAGCAACCAUGGCAGAGGGUGGAACUGGAUGGUUUUUAAGGUCUUUUGCAACCCCACUCCAUGACUCUCUGAUUCUAUGCUCCGAGAGGGGUCUUGGAGGCAGAAACCAUGUGAGGUCUGAGCCCACAGCCCCACUCCCAGGGUGAUGGCAGCAGCAGGCAGAGGUGAGCAUGGCCAGAGCAGGGCCAGCUGUGUUUUGGGGUCCCUGUCAGCUUGGGAGGUCAGGAAGGCACUGCUGGAGACACAGACAGAGCAGACGGCAGCAGGGAAGGUACAGAUGAGUCACAGACCUGCGGCGUGGGGAGCCGGGGCUCUGCGUGGCUGCUGCAGUGACAAGGCACACACAAAAAAGCCCUGUCACGACGAGUGCAGUGUGUAGCUGCCCACCUACAGCAUGUGGAGCUGUACCAAGCAUGGCUCUGUGCUGGCUCCCCACUGGGAUCCCCCUGUGCCAUGCCAGUGUGCCUCUGGCACAGCCCAUGGCGCCACGUGCAUGGACAGAGGGAGGGGACAGAGGGGCUGUUGGUGGGAGGCUGGAGGGGUCAGUGGUGUGGCCACAGGCAGGGGUCUAAGGAGGGAUCCCCCAAGGAGGUCCCCCUGCCAUGGGCAGAGACACAUUCCACUAGAGCAGGUUGCUCCUGAGAGGGUCCAAAGGCAGGAUUGGUACGACGCAGGGAAAGACGGCUUCAUUGACCUGAUGGAGCUGAAGCUGAUGAUGGAGAAGCUGGGGGCUCCACAGACACACCUGGGCCUGAAGAACAUGAUCAAGGAGGUGGAUGAAGACCUGGACAGCAAGCUCAGCUUUCGAGAGUUCCUGCUGAUUUUCCGGAAGGCAGCAGCAGGAGAGCUGCAGGAGGACAGCGGGUUGCACGCCCUGGCCCGGCUCUCCGAGAUCGACGUCUCCACGGAGGGGGUGAAAGGCGCCAAGAACUUCUUCGAGGCCAAGGCACAAGCCAUCAACGAAGCCAGCCGCUUUGAGGAGGAGAUCAGGGCGGAGCAGGAGGAGAAGAAGAAGCAGGCGGAGGAGCUGAAGCAGAGGAAGGCGGCCUUCAAGGAGCUGCAGUCCACCUUCACACAGUGACGGGGCUGGGCAGGACUGGUCAGCGGUGCCCGGGCUGGGAACGCUGCAUGUGCCACGUGACAACGGUGCCGGGAGCGAUGCCAGAGCCACGUGCUGCUCCGGCUGCCAACGAGAUCCCGGCGCGGGCUCGGCACAGCGCCCACCUUGCUGGCAGAGCCCGGUCGGCCCCAGCUCCCCCCUCCCCUCUUGCUGUGGUGUCUGUAGGUGUUGUUCGUGCCCCCUCCCAUCCCCAGCAUGCCCCCCACCCUGAGCAGCCCCUGUUCCAUGCCCGCAGCUGCGCCGGGGGUUGCUGCUGCUGAGUCCCAGGGGAGCCGUGUCCAGAAUGCCCGUCCCUGGGACACCUGUGCCUGGACUGUUGUCUGUUGUGUGUGUGCUGGGAAGUUUGCAGGAUGGGGGCUUGCCCAGGUGGCCGUGGUGGGUGUUGUGGUGGCCGCACUGGCUCAGUGUCUGUCGGUAUUGCCACAUGUGACACGGGUGACAAAGGCUGUGGCGAGGGCCAGGUGCUGGCAGACGGGCUCUGUGUGUGUGUGUGUGUGUGUGUGUGUGUGUGUAUGUGUGUGGUGCUGGGGGGUGGGUGCCCACCCUGCUGGCAUGGAGCCCCCAGGAGCUGUGUCUCUCUUUGUUUUGGUCGAAGACAUGCAGAAAGGCAGCUGCUGGCUCGUGGGGCUGUAUUAUGUUUUUUCAUGUUGUAUUCAGCCUGGGAGGGUGAGCGUGGUGGCCACAACUGGUUGCCAUCAUCAUCAUUGAGGCUCCUGUGUUGGUGGGUGGCUGUAAAGACCCACAUUUGUCCCACACUGUCCCCUGAGUGGCAAUAUAGGGGGUGUGUUAUGUUUUUUUUAAUUUAAUCCCAAAUAAAUAUUAUAUUUCUUAA
This is a messenger RNA of Corapipo altera (White-ruffed manakin), 2188 nucleotides long. RefSeq names its product EF-hand domain family member D2 (gene EFHD2). The record is from RefSeq and is a predicted model, not a curated record. Lineage: Eukaryota; Metazoa; Chordata; Aves; Passeriformes; Pipridae. The transcript has 4 exons. Gene Ontology annotation, molecular function: calcium ion binding. The coding region runs from base 631 to 1317 and encodes 228 amino acids.